Homarus americanus (American lobster) is the source of this 465-nucleotide messenger RNA. RefSeq names its product putative surface protein bspA-like. Lineage: Eukaryota; Metazoa; Arthropoda; Malacostraca; Decapoda; Nephropidae. Bases 1 to 465 code for a protein of 154 amino acids. The transcript has a single exon. The record is from RefSeq and is a predicted model, not a curated record.
AUGAGUGUCCCACAAGGUGCUUCAUCAGUGUCCCACACUGUGCUUCAUCAGUGUCCCACAAAGUGCUUCAUCAGUGUUCCACACGGUGCUCCAUCAGUGUCCCACACUGUGCUUCAGUGUCCCACACUGUGCUCCAUCAGUGUCCCACAAGGUGCUUCAUCAGUGUUCCACACGGUGCUCCAUCAGUGUUCCACACGGUGUUCCAUCAGUGUCCCACAAGGUGCUUCAUCAGUGUUCCAUACGGUGCUCCAUCAGUGUUCCACACGGUGUUCCAUCAGUGUCCCACAAGGUGCUCCAUCAGUGUCCCACAAGGUGCUUCAUCAGUGUUCCAUACAGUGCUCCAUCAGUGUCCCACAAGGUGCUUCAUCAGUGUUCCACAAGGUGCUUCAUCAGUGUUCCACACGGUGUUCCAUCAGUGUCCCACUUUCCAUUUUUAUACUUGCCUUCCUUACUUGUUCACACUGA